GUCGUGUGAGAGAUCACUCUAUAAAAUAGGAGCGCAAGAAGAUUUUAGGAAGUACUAUCAAUGUACAAGAUAUUGUCUAUUGUGAUUGAGUUUUUAGCUAUGACCGAAUAGAGAAUUGAGAGAUCCAAAUCCAAAAGCUUGCUUCAUCAGGCAUGAUCUCUAGUUGACUGCACUGUCCCAGGGGAGCUAAGUAUUCAAGCAUUCUCUUCAAGAUAAAAUUUGCAGGAAAAGAUUGCCAUGCCUACCAGUUACGCAGAAGAGACUAUCAUUGACAUAUCACUAUUUAGGGAGCCUAAUUGGGACCCGGAUUGUUGCAUCUACAAGGUCCCCAAAAGACUUCGCAAUGUAAAGAAUGCAGCCUACACUCCAAAGCUUAUUUUAAUAGGCCCUGUUCAUCACAACAGGGAGGAACCAGAGGACAUGAAGAUCAUGGAAACUCUGAAAAAAAGAUAUUUCAAGAAAUUCUUUUCUCGAACUAAGAAAAUCCAAGAAGAUUUUGAAAAGAUCGUUGAAGAAAACAAAGAUAAGAUCCGCCAUUGUUAUGCUGAAGAGAUCCCUCUACCUGAAGGGAAAAAUUUUGUGGAUAUGAUUCUCCUGGAUUCUAUCUUUAUCAUUGAGCUUUUCUUGAGGAGUGAUGCUAAGGAAGAAGAAAAUGAUUAUAUACUAAGUAAACCAUGGCUAAAGGAUGGUGUAAGGCAAGACUUGAUAUUACUCGAGAAUCAGGUUCCAUUUUUUAUACUUAAUGAGUUAUAUCAAGAUUUUGCAACGUCUACAGGCUAUCAAGCUUCUUUUCUUACGCUUGCUUGUAAGUACUUUUUUAACAGCGAAGAGAAAAUAUGCGAUGAGAAGAAAGUAAAACAUUUCACUGAUUUGCAGAGAUAUUUCUUCAAACCACCCAACCAGAAACCUGGAGAUCCUAUUGAACAUCGACAUAGUGCAACAAAACUGGAGAUGGCGGGAUUGAUAUUCCAAACUCAGAAAGGACCAGAAAAAAAGAGAAGCUUACUUAACGUACAAAUCCAUAAGUGUAAUAAGUUGUCAAAAAUAUUUCCAUGCUUCAAUUGCUCAUGGCUCUGGGGUUGCAUACCGUGCUUGAAAAAAAUUCCGUACUUGAAGUGUAUGCAAACUCACUUGGUAAUUCCACACUUUGUGGUAGAUAACAAAACUGAAGACCUUUUUCGAAAUCUCAUGGCCCUUGAGCAGUGUCAUUAUCCAAAAGAAGCUUACAUAUGCAAUUAUAUCUUGCUAUUGGAUUUUCUUAUCAACAAUAAAGACGAUGUGGAGUUGCUUGUUGAGGACGGAAUUAUUGUCAACUCGUUGGGCAGCAAUGAAGCAGUUGCCGAAAUGGUUAACAAACUUGGCCACGAAAUUGUGGAAGUAAAUUCCUAUUACCAUGAUGUUGCUGAAGAUCUUAAUAGUUACUACCGUAACUUGUGGAAUCAAAAUAUGGCAUCCCUGAAAACAGUAUAUUUUCGGGAUAUUUGGAGAGGAACAGCAACUUUUGUUGGGAUCAUAGUCCUUGUGGUAACUAUCAUGAAUUUCCUUAGGCCCUUUGUCUUCAAGCAUAUUUAAGUGUUGUUUCUGAAAUAUUAUCAUGUUAGUUAGAAGUUUGGCAUUGCAAGUAGCUGAUUUUGAAAUUGUGAAUCUGUUUAGUUUGUGUUAUUAUUUCCUUUCUAAAAAUUUCUACCUUGUACUUCAAAUUUUGGAUGUUCCAAACGUUGUUUCAGUACCGAUCUAGAGUUCUUAUUAAGUAAAGUUGUAUGUUUUGUGUUCCCUAAUAUAUACCA
Molecule: messenger RNA, 1787 nt
Organism: Quercus robur (English oak)
Lineage: Eukaryota; Viridiplantae; Streptophyta; Magnoliopsida; Fagales; Fagaceae
Product: UPF0481 protein At3g47200-like
Exons: 2
Coding region: 238-1572 (444 amino acids)
Source: RefSeq, a predicted model, not a curated record